Molecule: messenger RNA, 1518 nt
Organism: Fusarium vanettenii 77-13-4
Lineage: Eukaryota; Fungi; Ascomycota; Sordariomycetes; Hypocreales; Nectriaceae
Exons: 8
Coding region: 1-1518 (505 amino acids)
Source: RefSeq, a predicted model, not a curated record
AUGAUCUAUUCAACGCGCCGUUUUCUCGCUUUGGCAUGUUACAAGCGCAACGACAAACCAUCCUGCCGCUUUGGCCUCGAGUGGUCUCAGCAGGACGUCCUUGAUCAUACAGAUGAUUUCAUCUGGGAUCUUUUGUACUGGGAGGGCAAGUUCCAUCAAAACGACGUAGCCUACAACACAGCCAAUGGCAUGUCUUAUGACGGCACCCAGCUUGACUGGAAGAGUGGAAAGCGCACUACGAAGCACACGUUUAGUGCUGCAAGCAAAGAGGCACUCCAAAUCAUGCUCUAUGCUCAAGCCAUCUCUGGAUCCAAGGAAGCAGCCCGCUUUUUAACACCGCAAAAUCUUGGUGCAGCACCAGGGUUCGCCGCCACCAUCAUGGAGACCAAGUUGAAGACUUACCUUCAGUUCAAUGAAACCUAUCCGGGCUUUGGUGGUUAUCUGCCUUGGAUUAAGACCGAUAUUCAGGACAUCAAGCCUCAAGACGGCUGGGAUAACCGAAUUAAGGGCUGGGCUAACUCAGUGUACAGAGAACUCAUUUGGGCCGUCUACGCAUGCAUUGAAGCCUUGCAGAAGCAGCCCAAUGCCAAGUUCCACAAGAUCGCAGACGGCUGGCAAGACUGGCUCGACUACGUCGCCUCAACCGCUGCCGAGAUAUUCUACAUCGGCAAAGGCCGAGUAUGUGCCGUAACCGAAAUCGCGGAUCAAACCUUGCCGGUUGAUGACCCCAAGCAGUCUUACAAAUGCGAGACUGAGACUUACCUUGAUGAUCCAUACGAGGGCGAGCUGUUCACGUAUUUCCUGCAAUUCUUCAGCAAGUUGUCAAAGGCGGACAAGAAGAAGCUGUGGGAGUACAAGAGGCCCAAGCUGGAGAAGACUGAAUACUCCCAGGGUGGUGUUGGCCCCAUCACGGUGCGAAAGGGCUUUUGGUUCUCAAGCCACGAGAUUUGGAACCAACUUGAGCUUCCGUACUAUGACGUUGACAUUGUCCGUCGCCUCUUCUUGAACGGAGAGCGAGCCCGCACAUGCAACUCGGUGGUCACCAAGUCUCCCGGCCUAUAUGCCUCGGUUAAUAACUCAACUGACCCAGAAACUGAUACCAUCAUUGGCUACAUCUCUCCCGCUGGAAUUCCGUCCAUCGCAAGCCAGAAAGACCAGUAUCAUGAUGUCAUAACCCCCUACGGCGCAUUCCCGGUUGUCUUGUUUGACAAGGGCGUGGGGUUGGCAUGGUGGAGAAACAUGAUUGUCGGCAAGAAGAUGCAAAAUCCCUACGGAAGCACAGAGUCAACUCGGGUCGACGGUGAGCUGGUUUCGGCUCUUGUGACAUGGGACAGCAAGGUUACCACUGUUGUUGCCCUGCUGGGUGGCGUCGUAGACCUCGUCCGUGAUAGAAUGCGAUCUGACGGCAUCUACAACGAGUUCUUGAAGAUCACUGAGGGUGAGGAUAUCGACUUGUGUCUUCCAAAGGAGAAGGUUCCGGAUGCUGGAUUGAAGGAUUUUACGGCAUGCCGGGCGUAG